AUGAAGGAAAAAUGCAAGAACGCGGCGAAGACACGGCGAGAGAAAGAGAAUGGGGAGUUUUAUGAGCUGGCCAAGCUGCUUCCUCUGCCGGCGGCGAUCACCUCCCAGCUGGACAAGGCCUCCAUCAUCCGGCUGACCAGUAGCUACCUGAAGAUGAGGGCAGUCUUCCCCGACGGUCUGGGUGAUGGUUGGGGUCAGUCAACAAGGUUCAAUCCUCUGGACAGUAUGGCUAAAGAACUGGGUUCCCACCUUUUACAAACUCUGGAUGGCUUUGUGUUUGUUGUUGCCUCUGAUGGAAAAAUCAUGUACAUCUCAGAAACAGCAUCAGUCCACCUUGGCCUAUCCCAGGUGGAGCUAACAGGAAAUAGUAUAUUUGAGUACAUCCACCCAUCAGACCACGAUGAGAUGACAGCAGUGCUGAGUGUUCGACAGCCCCCACACCAUCACUUCUCUCCAGAUUAUGAAAUAGAGCGCUCCUUCUUCUUGAGGAUGAAGUGUGUUCUUGCUAAACGAAAUGCAGGACUGACAUGUGCAGGAUAUAAGGUCAUUCAUUGCAGCGGCUACCUAAAAGUACGUCAGUACAUGAUGGACAUGGCGCUGUAUGAAUCUUGUUAUCAGACUGUGGGUCUGGUGGCAGUUGGUCACACCAUGCCUCCAAGUGGUAUCACUGAGAUAAAACUCCACAGCAACAUGUUCAUGUUUCGGGCCAGCCUGGACUUUAAACUCAUCUUCUUGGACACAAGGGUGGCAGAGCUGACUGGCUAUGAGCCACAGGACCUGAUAGAGAAGACUCUCUACCACCAUGUCCACGCCUGUGACAUUUUCCAUCUACGCUAUGCUCACCAUUUAUUACUGGUGAAAGGGCAGGUCACCACAAAGUACUACCGCAUGUUAUCAAAGCAUGGAGGGUGGGUCUGGGUGCAGAGCUAUGCCACCAUCGUCCACAACAGCCGCUCCUCCAGACCUCACUGUAUUGUCAGUGUCAACUACGUCCUCACUGACAUCGAGUGCAAUGAGCUGCAGUUAUCUCAAGACCAGAAUCGAGCCACUAAGCCUGAUCUCAGUCUUACUUCCUCUGAGGACCCCCGCAAACAACUGAGACCCAAAGCGGUCAAGAUGAAGACCAAACUUAGAGCAGUUCCCUAUCCUGAGGCCACUGGGCUCUUCCAGCCGGACCACUUGAGCUGUUCCCCACAGAGGGAGCUAUGGAAGGAGAGACCCCCAUACCCAAUGACCCCUUGCUGGGAGAAGAGCUCCAGCUUGAGUCCUGAAGCAAGCCAGGUGUCCUGCAGCCCCACUUACAAUCUGACCCUCCACUACCCCAACAACCACGAUGCUCAGAGACAGCUGCCUAGCUUAGUUCCCUCCUCUCAGCUGGCUAAGCACAUCAUCGGCUCCCUACACAGCAGAGGGCCUGUUGGAUGGAACAUCAGCAAUUCUGUGAAUCACAACAGUUCUGUGGAAGGAAACACCUUGUUGAUGAGAAUGUUCAGUUGUAAUUUCAGCUUCUGAAUAUUGUUUUCCUCAUCAGGCUCCAUGCUGGCAACUGACCGUAGGCACCCUAAUGAGCUCUACCAUGAUUGUUCCAGCAGCACGAACCAACAUUCUACAAGCAGGCUGAAGGAUGAACCCUACAAACAUUACACCCUUAUCCACAAUGAGGUGUCUGAUGUUUGUCAACUUCCUGAUCUUCAUGCCACCAAAGACAGUAAGCCUUUAAGCCAGGAAGUCCUACAUAAUAGAAGAGGUGCUGAGGGACUUCGAGGUGACCGAGCCCUGGCCUGCUCUUUGUUCAGUGGCCUGGUACUAGGUAAAGGUGAGCAAGUUGGCUCGCUGCAUGGUAUGGGCCAGCCUCUCCCUGUGCAGAUGAUGCUGGAGCAGAGGAGGAGGUUGUGUAUGAUAGAGACUCCCUACAGCCACACAAUUGCAGGAUAUCCACAAACUGCUGAUGGUAGCCAGUACUGUGAAGUUGCACAAGAGCUACAGCCCAGGUCUGCUGAGGAAGACAGGAGAAUGUUGAUAGGUAUGGGGGUUGGGGUGGGACUUCCCCAGGCUCCAUAUAUGUCUUUGAACUUUCAUCAAGUCUUGGGCAAAGACAUUUCUAUUAAACCCCCCCCUUUUACCACACGGAACCAUAUAACAGACAGCCACAUUUACCAUGGUAAAGACACGGCCUCUUACAGCUGUAACAGCCCCAGCUCCAGUUCAUCCCCUGAGAGCCACAGAGAGAUCCCACAUUACAUUGGAACAUCAGUCAUUAUUACAAAUGAGAGGUGA
Molecule: messenger RNA, 2277 nt
Organism: Xiphias gladius (swordfish)
Lineage: Eukaryota; Metazoa; Chordata; Actinopteri; Istiophoriformes; Xiphiidae
Gene: sim2
Product: SIM bHLH transcription factor 2
Exons: 13
Biological process (GO): regulation of transcription by RNA polymerase II
Molecular function (GO): RNA polymerase II transcription regulatory region sequence-specific DNA binding; DNA-binding transcription factor activity, RNA polymerase II-specific; protein dimerization activity
Source: RefSeq, a predicted model, not a curated record